GAGAAAGCAUUAGUCUACGCCCCGGUAGCUUAGUGGUAUAGCUCCUGUAUAGGGUGAGCGAAAGCUCGACGAACUUUAUAAAUUCACUUUGAUAGACUGACCAUUUUUUACAUAUCUGCCGAAAAAUGGCACCGAGCACCCCCUUCUUUACAAGUGCCCUAAACUUUUGCUAAACUCUUUCUUUUUAUAAAAAAUUUAAUAUUUUAAAGGAAUUAUUGGAUAUGAUUUUAUUGGCAUUUGGAAUGACAGGAGAAAUGAUUUAUUCUGUGGCUGGACUACUUGGAUUAACCGGUGAUCCAAAUUGGCAGCCAUUAACUAUUAUACUUUUAGCUGUUGCCUUACAAAGCUGUUUAAUUUAUAUUGCUGGAAAACUUCGUGUUGGUAAUGACCCCAUUUUGCGUGAAAGACAACCAGGAAAACAAGCAAUAACAUUUUUAUUGCUAGCAAAUAUUUCAAUGUUUCUUAUGAAUUUAUUAGAAGCUGAGAAGGCUGGGGUUAGUGAAACUGUUGUUAAUUUUUAUGGAAAGAGGAGUUGGGUAUUCCUUGUUCGUUCUUUUUCACCUCUAACAAUUUUUUACCGGUUCCAUAGUUCUGUUUGUAUGUUUUUACGUACUUUUAAUUAA
Messenger RNA from Meloidogyne enterolobii, 623 nucleotides. The record is from the annotation of a GenBank genome assembly. NCBI's taxonomy places the organism in Eukaryota, Metazoa, Nematoda, Chromadorea, Rhabditida, Meloidogynidae.